This is a messenger RNA of Aspergillus terreus NIH2624, 1080 nucleotides long. Its product is annotated as putative C6 transcription factor. Gene Ontology annotation, cellular component: nucleus. Gene Ontology annotation, biological process: positive regulation of transcription by RNA polymerase II. The record is from RefSeq and is a predicted model, not a curated record. Gene Ontology annotation, molecular function: transcription cis-regulatory region binding; DNA-binding transcription factor activity. The transcript has 2 exons. Bases 1 to 1080 code for a protein of 359 amino acids. NCBI's taxonomy places the organism in Eukaryota, Fungi, Ascomycota, Eurotiomycetes, Eurotiales, Aspergillaceae.
AUGGAUGAGCCCGUUGCUGCAAUACUUCCCGAGGGAAGAAUAUCCGACUCCUUUAAUGGGCCAACGCCACUCUUGGAGGAGGAAGCCUUUCUAUCACCCGGCACCUUCGCAAGCGCAGAUGAGUACGCAGCGAAUCCGCGAUUCCGCGAGUUGCAGGAAGAACUCCGCUGCGUGCUUUUCUCCGCGGUGGCCAGCCUUGAACCGAGCACACUUACGUCGCUGCCACCUGCAGAUCCUCCGCUAGAAGGACAUCCUCAGGGAGCAUCAGGGCCGAGUCUAGAUAAUGCCACGGUUUCCAUCCCGAAGAUCCGACUCAUACAAUACCUCAAGAACUGGAUCACCGAGUGCGCGCCGUAUCUCGACAAGUUCGACGAGGCGCGCCAUUUCGGCAUUCACAUACCCAUCCUAGCGCAGCGAUCGCCGGCUCUCUUCUACGCUAUCUUGGCCUUCUCUGCGCGACAGACAGAGCGAAAGGCGUGUCUUGACAAGGCCUAUGACUCGCUGGAGUUAUACCAGGAAUCGAUCCGGCUACUGGCACCUUGUCUCCAGGCCAAAGAUCCCAAUGUCUUGGUGACGGUGUGCAUACUCGCCGUGAUGGAACUGAUGUCUGUCAGCCCGCGCGACUGGCGCCGCCACGUCGAGGGUUGUGCCGCUCUUUUCGAGUCGUUCAACGUCAACGGCAUGUCGGGUGGUCAUCUGCAGGCUGUGUUCUGGUGCUAUGCGCGCAUGGAACUCUGCGGGGCGAUCAUCUCUAACGGAGCAGAGAGAACCGUGCUGCCCCUGGAAAAAUGGGUGCCGGCCGUGCCAGCCGCCACAGGGCCCAGGGAGCGAGAUAGGAUCAUUCGGGAUCUCUUUUGCGAGAAAGGCGUCGCCUCGCCGGAUAUGCAUGCGAACUGGAGUGUAUAUCUAUGCGCGAAGACCUUUGGGAUGAGUUGCAGUAUUGGCUUGAGAAGCGACCGCCGGCAAUGCUCCCAAUCAAGACCACCGGGCUCGGUGGGGGCCGACUUUUCCCAGAGAUCUUAUUUGCACACUGGGCGGCUAUAUCGGGGAACCAGUUAUACCAUGCAGCAUGCAUCAUGA